Messenger RNA from Beta vulgaris subsp. vulgaris (sugar beet), 1177 nucleotides. RefSeq names its product riboflavin synthase. Bases 108 to 950 code for a protein of 280 amino acids. The transcript has 2 exons. NCBI's taxonomy places the organism in Eukaryota, Viridiplantae, Streptophyta, Magnoliopsida, Caryophyllales, Amaranthaceae. Gene Ontology annotation, molecular function: riboflavin synthase activity. Gene Ontology annotation, biological process: riboflavin biosynthetic process. The record is from RefSeq and is a predicted model, not a curated record.
UUGCAAGAAUUGGACCGUCCUUUUGAGUCCAAAAUAGUCGGCCAUAUUACGAAGCACCCGAACUGCCAAAUAUACAUAUUUUUCAAUCCCGAUUUCUUCAUCAAAACAUGGCAAUUGAAGUGGCGCUUUCCUUGUUUUCUCCCAAAAUCUCCCAACCAAAGCUUUCAAUCCACAACUUCUACAAUCUCCCCUCAAAUGGGCGACUCAAAUUAAAUUCAGAGUUCAACAACCCACUUCCUAAAAUCUUCCUUACAACCCGAAAAACCCACCAAACCCUUAAAUUUCAACCCCACAAAAACCAAAUCAACUGCCUCUUUACUGGCAUAGUUGAAGAGAUGGGCAAAGUUAAGCACCUGGGUUACGCCGAAAAUGGCGGAUUUGACCUGAAAAUUGGGGCAAAAACCGUUCUUGAAGAUGUUAAACUUGGUGAUAGCAUUGCUGUUAAUGGGACUUGCCUUACUGUGACUGAAUUCAAUACUGAAUUGUCGGAAUUCACAGUUGGGUUAGCUCCAGAGACACUUAGGAAGACGUCGUUGAUCGAGCUCGAACCUGGGUCUGCUGUGAAUUUGGAGAGAGCCCUUCAACCUUCUACCCGUAUGGGUGGCCAUUUUGUUCAAGGACACGUUGACGGGACAGGAGAAAUUGUAUCACUUGAUCCAGAGGGUGAUUCUUUAUGGGUGAAGGUAAAGACUAGCCGGGAGUUACUGAAGUAUAUUGUUCCAAAAGGGUUUAUAGCUAUUGAUGGCACGAGUUUGACUGUGGUGGACGUGUUUGAUGAUGAACUAUGCUUCAACUUCAUGUUGAUUGCUUACAGUCAGCAGAAUGUAGUGAUACCAUUGAAAAAGGUUGGUCAGAAGUUAAAUUUGGAGGUGGAUAUUCUGGGGAAGUAUGUGGAGAGACUCCUUAGUAGUGGGUUUCUUGAUUCUGUCAAAUCGCCUAAAGAUGUAUAAUCCUAUAGUCGGUAACACAUCACUCAAUCCAUCGUUGCAAGUUUUCCCUUGGGAGUGAUUGAAGUGUUUAGAUGCUGUAGUAGUUAUAUUGCUUGUUAAGUGACUGGUGUUGAGAAAUGCCUUCGUUUUGCGAAUGUGGUUGUAAUGCAAGAGGCAUAUGGUGGUGGUGGCUAAACUACAUUUCACCUGUCGGAUGCAAUUCAACGACUUGCGCCGAGAUUACUUUA